AUGCCCUCCUCCUCCCCUGCAGACGUCGAAGAACAGCAGCACACGCUCAUCACCCCGGACGUGCCCCCAUCUCACAACACCCACACAAACAACCGCCCCGACUCCAUCAUGUCGCGCUUCAACAUCCCCAUCUCCGCCCUGACGUCCCGCAUGGACCUCUCCGGGCGCUUCGACGGCCUGCGCUCCACCUCGGUCUCGUCGCGCUUCGCCAACCUGCGCCCCGUCGGCGAGUUCCUCGACUUCAAGCGCAUCUCCAAGCCCGCCAACUUUGGCGAAGCCCAGAGCCGCGUCAACUACAACCUGGGCUACUUCUCCAGCAACUACGCCGCCGUCUUUGCCAUGCUCAGCAUCUACAGCCUGCUCACCCACCUGCUGCUGCUCUUCGUCAUCAUCUUCGUCAUUGCCGGCAUGUACGGCAUUGGCAAGCUCGAGGGCAACGAUCUCCAGCUCGGCACCUGGCGCGCCACCACCUCGCAGCUCUACACCACCCUCGCCAUCAUCGCCAUUCCCCUCGGCCUGUGGUCGUCUCCCUUCUCCGCUGUCCUCUGGCUCAUCGGUGCCUCCGGUGUCACCAUCAUUGGCCACGCUGCUUUCCUCGACAAGCCCAUCGAGUCGGCUUUUUCCGAGGAGGCGGUCUAG
Ascochyta rabiei is the source of this 639-nucleotide messenger RNA. RefSeq names its product Prenylated Rab acceptor 1. Gene Ontology annotation, cellular component: Golgi apparatus. NCBI's taxonomy places the organism in Eukaryota, Fungi, Ascomycota, Dothideomycetes, Pleosporales, Didymellaceae. The record is from RefSeq and is a predicted model, not a curated record. Bases 1 to 639 code for a protein of 212 amino acids. The transcript has a single exon.